Messenger RNA from Clarias gariepinus (North African catfish), 2614 nucleotides. RefSeq names its product FYN-binding protein 1. Lineage: Eukaryota; Metazoa; Chordata; Actinopteri; Siluriformes; Clariidae. The record is from RefSeq and is a predicted model, not a curated record. The transcript is spliced from 10 exons. The coding region runs from base 179 to 2614 and encodes 811 amino acids. Gene Ontology annotation, molecular function: protein binding.
CGUAGCUUAGGUCACAAGCAUAACUUUGGGUUGUUUUGCUUGUACGGAUGUAAUUUCUUAUUGGAUUGGAUUAAUUUAAAGCGGGUUAUUUGGUGGAUUAACAGUGAGAUGACGCAGAAUUGAUGGUGAAGAAAGUGCUAUUUCUUUGAAGAAGGAUUACAAAUUAAGACAACAUACAAUGGAACAGGGUGAAAUAAAAGUUAAAACCCUGAGGGAAAUGUUCCAAAAUGAUGAAUCUUCAAACAUCCGAUUCAAACCUGCCAUCCCGGAGAAACCCAAAAAUAUUUCCCUAGUAUCUCCCACUGGAAAAAUCAGCAACCCCCUUAUUGCAUCUAUCAACUCAGCUGUGGACAACCGCCUGGCCCCUCGUGUGGUCUUUAAAGAUGACAAAAAGAACCUCAAAAAUUCUCAGCCAGAGACUUCACUUAUAAAGGCAAAGCCUGUUUUGGUGGAUAAGCACCAGAAGAAGCAAGCAGAUAUUAUUAAACAAGCCUUAAAUGAUAGGAAGAUCGUGCUCACGAAUCAUGUUACUCCAGUCUUAGAACAGACAACCAAACCUGCAUCUGUCCCAAAGUCCCCAGCUGCGAGGACACCUGUCAAAGUCUCUCCACCAUUUAACAGGAAAAAUCCCUCAGAAUGGGAUGUACCAGUUUCUCCUGUCCUCAAUCGUUCAUAUUCUCCAGUUAAUAAGCCUAUGAUUUUCAAAUCUCCUGUUACACCAGUUAGAACAACCCCUAAUUUCUCUGCUCCAGUUAUUUCUUCUCCUGAUGUUUCAAUCUCAAAACCUCCUGCCCUAACAGUUCCGGAACCCGUCUUUAAAAAUGGUCCCCAAAUUAAGAACCCAAGUCCAGAACUUCCUAUUAGACUUAAUUCCGAUUUAAAAAGUCCAAAAGAUGAAGUUUUUUCAUAUGGUUUACCAGAAGAGGCGAUCUCCAUUCCAGAAAGCCAUUCUUUUUUAAAUAUAAAUAUUCCACCUCCAAUUAUUCCUGAUGACUUUUCUGAUACUGACGCAUCUGUUCAAGAUGUAUCUGCUCUUGUUACUCCUAAGCAAUCUUCUGCUGGGGCUUCUCUUCUUGAAACUCCAAUUUUCAGCAGUCCAGCUCUGUUUCGUACAGCCUCUCCUAUGCCAGCAACAGAAACUCCAGUUUCAGAUGCUGCUUUUAUAUUCAGUCCUUUGCCAACACAUUUAGCCCCAUCAACAAAUGUUGAGUCAAUGGUGGAAAGCAGGAUAAAUCAAUCCCACAAAGCGAAUGACCACAGAGGGGAGCUCUUGGAAAAUCCAUUGCCCAGCUCUCCCUUGACCCCUUCAUUGUUCUCUGCUCUAGCGAGAGCUGAAGAGAAGUCUCCUGUUAAGCAAAACUCUAGUGAUCUGCGUCUGCUUAGCCUUCUAGAAAAGGCUAAACGCAAGUCUACACUAGGCACUCAGUUAUCCCCACCUGAAUUUCUGCCUGUAGUUGAGACAGGUCUUCCCAACAAUAGUCCACUUGAGUCUUCAUUACCAGACACAGUCUAUGCUGAUCCAUUCUCACAUGUGGAUGCUCUAAAUGUUCCUGAGCCGAUUACUCUUCCUGAUAUUCCUCCUGUCGAUUAUGAAGCCAGGGAAGAAGAACCAACAACUCCCAAUGACCAAGAUCACAGCAAAGGAUCGCCUGCUCCGAAGAUUGUGAUUGUACAAAAACCUGCUGUGCCUCCUCCACCUCCCCCCAGAAAGCCCCAGUCAACUGUGCCUAAUGGUGACCUCAUGCCAGAGAAACCACCUCAGUCUCCAGACACACACAUGCAGUCCACCAUUCUGCCAAGUCAGCCCCUAGAGGACAAUGAAAUCAUCAUCCCGGCUCCUUUAGCUUUUACAUCAAAGGAUACAGAAAAUGAAGAUGAAGAAAUCCUGAAUCCAUUUCAGAUGGUUGGCUCACAAGCAGAAGUUCCUCCUGAACCAUCAUUACCAGAUGAAAUGCAUUUGGGACACUUAAAUCUACAUCAUCAGACCCCAAAUAUAGACACUACAGAUACUGGGGUUCCCAGGACAUUGACACCUGAACAUUCAAAUUUAGUACCAAACUCUCUUUUCAGUUCAACUCUCCCUUCUCCAUCAGGUAGCACGGAAUAUGAAGAUCUGACACCCAGCAAGAGAAGUAAAGCACCAAAGAAACACCGCAAGGGAUCUCCUUUGAAUCCAUAUUCUGAUACAUCACUUGCGGUCACUGGAGAGGAGGAGGUCUUGUACCAAGCAAAAGUGGCAGAGACAGUUAAGGGCCGUAAAGAUGAUCUGACGAUAAGGGCUGGAGAGACCAUCAGCAUUCUUCGCACCACUGACUGCCCUAAAGGGAAAUGGCUGGCUAGAAACAGCACCAACAAAUAUGGCUAUAUCCCACUAAAGUCUGUGGAGCUAGAUAUUCAGGAGAUGAUCAUGCUAGGAAAUAAAGCUAAAGCUAACAACAGGGCCAACAGUAAUGGGAUCGUACACCCUGAGACCCCAAUCGAAGAAGACAGCGAGGAAUGGGGUGACGACGAUGACACAGUUUUCCUACCAGGUCACGCCAAAGAUGAGUCUCACGAACACACACAAUCUUUCGGACUGGAGAGGAUGGCCUUUCCAGACAUUAGUGAGUCAUAA